CUGUAAGCAAUCUAUUUCUUCAAAGUAGCGUUCUUUUUUCCCUAUUAGAUCUAUAAUUAUAAAAGAUCCAUAAAAAAAAAUCAAUCUUUUUGCAUAUGCUGUAAAGAAAUCCAGAACCAAUAUUUGGGCAUGUCAGUGGCUGGAAAGGCCGCCGUGGAGCAUGUGAAUUUUCCGGGAAUGGGUACAAAGGACCGGCCCGGAUGUUGCAACCCGGUGAAGAACCCCGGCCCGGUUUCAAUGGACCAUGUUUUAUCAGCACUAGGUGAGACCAAAGAAGAAAGGGAGUCAAGAAUCAGAAGUUUGUUCAGUUUUUUCGAUUCGGACAAUGCGGGCUACUUGGAUUAUGUAAAAAUCGAAAAGGGUUUGUCUGCUAUGCAAAUUCCAGCUGAAUAUAAGUUUGCUAAAGAAUUAUUGAAAGCAUGUGAUGCUAAUAAGGAUGGGAGGGUGGAUUAUCAGGAGUUUAGAAAAUAUAUGGAUGAUAAAGAAAUGGAACUGUAUGGGAUUUUUGAGGCUAUUGAUGUGGAGCAUAAUGGUUGCAUCUUGCCUGAAGAACUGUGGGAUGCCCUUGUAAAAGCUGGAAUAGAAUUAGAUGAUGAUGAACUUGCACGUUUUGUGGAGCAUGUGGAUAAAGAUAAUAAUGGAAUUAUCACUUUUGAGGAAUGGAGGGAUUUUCUUCUACUCUAUCCGCAUGAGGCCACAAUUGAGAAUAUUUACCAAUACUUGGAGAGGGUAUGUCUUGUUGAUAUUGGGGAGCAGGCAGUCAUUCCGGAAGGCAUCAGUAAGCAUGUUCAUGCAUCCAAAUACCUGAUCGCAGGGGGUGUUGCAGGAGCUGCUUCUCGUACUGCCACAGCACCUCUUGAUCGCCUAAAGGUCAUUUUACAAGUGCAGACUACUCGUGCUUCAAUUGGUCCUGCAGUCAAAAGCAUAUGGAAGGAAGGUCGUUUAUUGGGGUUUUUCCGUGGCAAUGGGUUAAAUGUGAUGAAGGUUGCACCUGAAAGUGCAAUCAAGUUCUACGCUUAUGAAACCUUGAAAAAUGUUAUUGGUCGUGCCAAGGGUCAAGACCAAAGAGAUAUAGGAACUUCUGGUCGUCUUGUGGCGGGUGGAAUGGCAGGUGCAGUAGCACAAACUGCUAUCUAUCCGAUGGAUCUCGUUAAAACUCGAUUACAGACUCAUGCAUGUGAGGGUGGAAAGGUUCCUAAUCUGCGAAAACUAUCAAAAGAUAUUUGGGUACAGGAGGGACCUCGAGCAUUUUAUAGAGGAUUGGUUCCAUCGUUACUUGGAAUCAUCCCUUAUGCAGGCAUUGAUUUGGCUGCCUAUGAGACUUUAAAGGAUUUGUCAAAGAUUUAUAUUCUUCAUGAUAGUGAAGCCGGCCCUCUCGUGCAGCUGGGUUGUGGGACAAUUUCAGGAGCCCUCGGAGCAACAUGUGUUUAUCCUUUGCAGGUUGUUCGAACCAGAAUGCAAGCUGAUGCUGCAUAUGAAGGUAUGUCUGAUGUGUUCCGCAAAACGCUUCAGCGUGAAGGUUUCAGGGGCUUCUACAAAGGACUUUUCCCAAAUCUUCUAAAAGUUGUACCAGCAGCAAGCAUAACUUAUCUCGUGUAUGAAUCGAUGAAAAAGAGUUUAGAUCUUGAUUAGCUGGUAUAGAGUCGGCGACACACUGAGGUUCAAGCUGCUGAUCCUGAGGAGGAUGAUGAUGAUGAUAAAUAAGAUUAUUUAGCUCAUUGGUGAUAUGAUUUUCAGAAUCAUACACUUGAUUUUUGAGUCCCCAUUGGAUAUCGACGGGGAUUAUAGUUAUAGAGUUUUCUUCUUCAGAUUCAACCGACAAAUGACUACGUUGGCAAUUGAGAAUAGUCCUUCUUUACAAUGUAUGCCUGAGCUACUGGAAAUAUCCUUUCUACACUUUUGCCAAGUAAAUGCAAAAUGAAUACAGUGAGAUGUAGACCUUGAAAUUUUUUGCUAUAUGGAUGAUAGCAUGGGAGUGAGGUUCUGCUCUCUGCCCUUCUUUAUGUAGGCUUUAGGUGCAAAUGAAACUGUUGUAAUUAAAGUAUUAGUGCUGGUAAAGAGGAAACUUUUUCUUUUGUUGGGA
Nicotiana tabacum (common tobacco) is the source of this 2083-nucleotide messenger RNA. Lineage: Eukaryota; Viridiplantae; Streptophyta; Magnoliopsida; Solanales; Solanaceae. The record is from RefSeq and is a predicted model, not a curated record.